Messenger RNA from Verticillium nonalfalfae, 1104 nucleotides. RefSeq lists its product as uncharacterized. Gene Ontology annotation, molecular function: alpha-1,2-mannosyltransferase activity. Gene Ontology annotation, biological process: cell wall mannoprotein biosynthetic process; protein O-linked glycosylation; protein N-linked glycosylation. The record is from RefSeq and is a predicted model, not a curated record. Bases 1 to 1104 code for a protein of 367 amino acids. Gene Ontology annotation, cellular component: membrane; Golgi apparatus. NCBI's taxonomy places the organism in Eukaryota, Fungi, Ascomycota, Sordariomycetes, Glomerellales, Plectosphaerellaceae. The transcript has a single exon.
AUGGCCAUGGCACGGCCCAUACGGGCCCUGGUCGUCGUGUCCGUCAUGCUGUGGUGCUUCUUCAUCUACCUCAUAUUGGGACCCCAAAGGGAAAUCCACCUCCCAGAGCGCUACAGCCAUGAGCGCGACCCCAACCUAGACCGUGAGCGCGAGCCUGCCAUGGCGACCCCAUCCCACGACGACCCCGCGCGGCGGCAGCUGACUCCCCCCCCCUCUGCAGUGACCGGCGAACCCGAGGGCACGCUGACCUAUGCCUCGGAAGCCUACGCCCCCGGCGUCGAGAACUCGGCACGCAUCAACGCGACGCUGCUGGCCCUGGUCAGGAACGAGGAGCUCAUCGGCAUGCUGUCGUCGAUGCGCGACCUCGAGCGCACCUGGAACCACAAGUUCAACUACCCGUGGACCUUCUUCAACGACGUCCCCUUUACCGACGAGUUCAAGCGCCGCACCGCCGCCGCCACCAACGCCGAGGUCCGCUACGAGGUCAUCCCCAAGGAGCACUGGGACAUGCCGUCGUGGAUCAACAAGGACCUCUACCGCGAGUCGACCAAGAUGCUCAAGGAGAACGGCAUCCAGUACGCCGACAAGGUCUCCUACCACUCCAUGUGCCGCUGGAACAGCGGCAUGUUCUACAAGCACCCGGCCCUCGCCACGACGCGCUACUACUGGCGCGUCGAGCCCAAGGUGCACUUCUUCUGUGACGUCGACUACGACGUCUUCCGCUACAUGCAGGACAACAACAAGACGUACGGCUUCACCAUCAACCUCUACGACGCCCCCAAGUCCAUCCCCUCGCUGUGGCCCGAGACGAUGAAGUUCCUCGCCCAGAACCCCGCCUACCUGCACCAGAACAACGCCCUGCACUGGCUGACCGACCGCCUGCGCCGCCCCGAGCACACCAAGGAGGCCAACGGCUACUCGACGUGCCACUUCUGGAGCAACUUUGAGAUUGGCGACAUGGACUUUUGGCGCAGCAAGCCCUACGAGGACUACUUCAACCACCUCGACCGCGCCGGCGGCUUCUUCUACGAGCGCUGGGGCGACGCCCCCGUCCACAGCAUCGCCCUCGGCCUGUUCGAGGACGCGAGCAGACUGCACUGGUAG